AUGGUCCUACUGCUGCUGCUGGGCCUGGUGCUCAGCCUUGCCAAUGCGCAAUUCAGCCAGGAUUUCACGGUGCAGAGGAACCACAACAUGGCCAGGAUUUCCGGGACCUGGAACUCUUUUUUCAUGGCCUCAGAUAACAUGACGCGGAUUAGAGAAAACGGAGACCUGAGGCUCUUCAUCCGAAACAUCAGUAUCUUAAAGAAAGGCAGCCUGCAGUUCGACUUCCAUUUUAUGGUACAAGGAGAAUGUGUAGCUGUGACCAUGGUCUGUGAAAAGACAGAGACCAACGGGGAAUUCACCGUUGAUUAUGAGGGGAAAAACAGGGUGCGGCUCUCAGAGACUGACUACAGAAUAUACGUCAUCUUCUACAUGGAGAACAUCAAGAAUGGAACCAAGACCCACGUGCUGGCGCUCUACGGACGCAUCCCAAAUUAUGAGAAGACUUGCCUGAAAAGAUUUGAAAACAUCUGCAAAAAAUAUGGGCUGGAUUCACAAAAUAUCAUCAACUUGAUAGACCAAGAUGACUGCUACGACGUCCCAAAGAGGAGCUAGUCAGCUUCCGCUUUACAUCCCAGAGACCUGAAGUCCAGGUAUUGCGAAGCCAGCACUGGGCAUCACCAUCAUUUUCCUGCUGUUCGUCUGUGGUCGCAGCUCCCUACUCUCUGCCUCUGUCUUCACGUAGCCUUCUGUUCUGCAUCUCCUCCUCCAUUGGUGUAAGACACCCAGGCAUCCCAACUGACCUCACCUGAUUUCUGAAGACUCUUGGCAAAUAAAGUCUCUCCUUUGGUCUCAACAUGAAGACAGACAUGUGUUCGGGGAUGUCGCAUUUGACACUUAGAGGUCCUUUCUUGGUAAUGGGCAUCCGUGACAGCAAAGACCACCCUCAGAACACCCCAAAGACUGGCACCAGAGUCACCUCUUAAAGGACCCUGCGCACAGACCCACGGGGUUCCGAUGGGUCGAACCCCUGUCUGCCCUGCUCUGGUCUAGCCUCCCUGGCAGAUUAGUGAUAGCAGCCCCACUGGGAGAAGGGUGUGUUCCGUGUGUUGGUGAACACACAACAGAUAAAAGUCACGGUACUGGGCGUAUGGCGGGGAGCUGUGAAAGCUGCACCCACACAGGUGGCUCUGCAAAGAUGCUCACAGCAGCUCCAUCCAUGACCACAGCCUGCAACAGCUGACAGACUGCAGCAAGCCAGGGUCCUGGGUCAUAUAUAAAAAAGAACAAUGGCCAAACUGUAGGAAAGGGGACAGAUAAGAGGACACAGAGUCAGGAAAGAGACGCAAAUGUGGUUCUAAAUAGGUGGCAAGAUGAUCCCAGCUGUGCUGAGCAGUACUGUCACAGAACGACAGAGGUGGUGGGUACACAGACCUGGCCAGUGUUCGCUCUGCCAGUGUGCUGUGUUGGGCAUAGGAUUGCCCGGUAGCCACACUGCUGAGUCCUCAACCAUAGCGAUUGCUGGGAUAGGAGCCCAGCAGGCUACUUCAGGUUAUAGCUUGGGAGGCAGUCUGUCCUGGAGCAGUCCAGCUGAGGGGUGGGAGUGGGGGCAGGCAGAGGUUAGUAGCCUUCUGAAGGGCUUGCCAGCAGGCAGAAUGACUCUGUUGGGAGGAUGGAAGGUUCCUGGCACUCCCAGGCCGCCCAGCUUCUGGAUCCCUUGGUACAGCAGUGUGCUGAACCACAGCGAGACAGACAUGCAGGGACCACCCACAUGAUCAGGGCCUGCUGGGGAGGAGAGACGGCAUUGGCACGUUGGUGUUUUUUUGUACCUGCUGCAAAAUCAGCCGAAGGAAGAGUUUGUUUGGGCUCACAAGGGCAUGGUUCCUUGUGGUGGGGACGGAGGGACAGUGGGGACAUGAGGCCACUGUCACACUGCACCCGCACUCAGGAAGCAGAGAGACGUAAACUAUGAUGUUCAUUGUCCUUGCCCUUUUAACUGGGUCUCAGACCCAGCCCACGGAAUGGUGCCAUGGGUACAUAGGGUGAGUCUUCCAUCUCAAGGAACUCGGUCCAGAAACUCCCCCACAAGCAUGCUCAGGGGUUCUUUCUCAGAAGGGUAUAGAUCCUGUCAAAUUGACAAUAUUGACCAUUACAACUGGGGAUCAGAAUAAUGGCUGUCCUGAAGAACAGUAGGAAGUAGUUAAGUAGUACAUACUUUAUGGAAGAGACAGAUGAUCAGAAUCCUUUCUAAAACCCCUUCAUCGCCACUAAACCAAAGGGAUAUCAGGCAUCUCCAAAUCCUUUCAAGUAGACUAUCUUUUGAUAACUGCUUCAGUAUUUAUCAAAACAAAACUUUGACACAUGUUUUUUUUUAAACUGUGCGACCCUCCAUAUUAAACCUAGAAUCUUUACUCAGAAUCUUUACAUCAACAAACUCAGCCUGAUCCAGUUUAUGUUCUUUCCCCUAUGACACAGGCUGCAAGCUGUCUGUGGUGACUCCAUUUUGGCAUUUUGGAUGAACUUUGUCUUACUGAGUAAAGUGCCGGUAACUGUAAGGGAGACUAAGAAAAACAAUUCCGGGAAGAAAAACAUCUCAAGGACAUGGGCUCUUUGCAACCGUCGUCCUGACCUAAUUAUUUUUUGCUAAUCUCAUAUUUUUACUUUUGUACUCUUUGCUUAGCUUGCAGCUGUGGGAAGGGAACCUUGGGGACUUUCCAGCUAGUAUAUGACUUUUCUUGCUUAAAUAUGGAUCCUGUUUUCAGGUCCUGAGUACCGAGAUGCAGGCACCAGCUAGCUGGAAUAAAGACUUUCUAUUGGCUCAUUUCCGCAUGGUCUUCCCUUGGAGCCCCACAACAUCACCAGCAUCCCACACUCUUAAAAUCCUUCUCACAUAUAUUCCCCCAGACUUCUACUUGGUGGAGUUAGCAAACACAUUGAGCUCCUUAGUGAUGUAGCGCACCUCCUCAUGGACCGCGUUUCCUCCAGGAGUCUGCUUUGCCUCAAAUCUGGUUCUAAGUCUCCAGGCAGACUAGGAAGGAUUAAUUCUCUCAGUCAAAGGCAGAAAAAGGUGAGGGUGGGGGUGAGAGACUACUUCCUCAGGUGAGAUAAACCCUUGAGAAUCCAAGGGUUCAAAGUUUUCAGCUUUAGGAGGGCCCUCUCACACAUCUCCUUCCCAAGGUACAGGAUCUCAUUCUUUACCAACUUUACUUUACCCUUACUUUAACCACUGACACCCUCUGAGCCUCGGACUUAAAUUUUCCCUGUAAUUCAGUCAACCUUAUAAUAAGGACACCUGUUUGAUUUCCCACAACUUGAGCUCUGUGGCUGCUGGAGAGAAGAUUCUCUUCCAGGACACACUCAGAAACCUCUAGACUGUAAUAUGUGCAUCUAGAGCUGCUCAGUUUUAUCAAUGAGUUCAUCGUUGUCCUCCACCAUCUUCCGAGAGGCUAACGUUGGUUCAUUUGAUCAUGGAGCUCGUUCUUUUUGUUGUCAACUUAUCCAGAGAUGCUCGGAGCAACCAGCCAGCAGCAUCAUUUUCCUUAUUUCCCACAAACUGUCAGAAGUUUUAUACACAGAGUCAUCAGAUCCAUUGCCCCUUCGAGCUCCAGGAAUCCUGUUGAGGAGGGAAAGAGGACUGUACGAGUGGGGGGGGGGGGUCAAGGUCAUCACAAGGGAACCCACAGAAACAACUAACAACUCACCUAGGCUCAUAGGAGCUCACAGACUCUGGACCAAGAGCUGCAUGGGACCGACCUAGGCCCUCUGCAUACAUACGUGUGACAGUUAUGUAGCUUGGACUAUUUGUUGACCUAGCAGAGGAUCAGGGGCUGUCCCUAAUGCUUGGGCUGGCUUUUGGGGAACCUAUUCCUCAUACUGGGCUGCCUUGCUCAGCCUCAAUACAAGGGGAGGAGCUUAGACCUACCUCAACUUGAUACCCAUGGGAGGCCUGUCCCUUUCUGAACAAAAAAAAGAGGAGGUAAGGGAACAGAAGGAGGGGGGGGGGGACUGUAAAGUAAAUGAAAACAUUUAAUUAAUAAAAAGAAUUAAUAAAAAGAAAACUAUCCAUUGCCCUCACAGUUGGUAAGUCAGGAAAAGCAAAUGCAUUUAUCUCCUUAGGUUUGUGAAAUAGUCCACAUCAUGGGCUUUCAGUACUCUCCCAGCUUCUAGGAGAGGCUUCCAUAACUGCAGGUGUCAAAUUGGAAGCCUAUUCCAGACGCUUUAAAAAUACAUUCUUAUACUUCUCUUGCUAUAGAACCACUCCUAGUAUCAAAAUCUGUGUUAGUCAGGGUUCUCUAGAGGAAUGCAUAUAUGGAAUUUACUAGAAUGGCUUACAGGCUGUGGUCCAGCUAGUUCAGUAAUGGCCGUCUACCAAUGGAGGGUCCAAGUAUCCAGUAGUCACUCAGUCCACGAGGCUGGAUAUCUCAGCUGGUCUUCAGCAUGUGCUGAGACCCCAAAGGAGUAGGCUCCAGUUUUUGAAAGAAUGGACUUGCUAGUGAGAGCAAGAGCAAGCAAAGAGAGCAGAAACUUCCUUCUUCCGUGUCCUUUAUAUAGGCUGCCUGCAGAAGGUGGGGCCCAGAUUAAAGGUAGAUCUUCCCACUUCAAAAGAUCUGAUCUAAAAGUGGGUUUAGCCACCAGGUGAUGGUGGUUCAUGCCUUUAAUCCCAGCACUCAGGAGGCGAAGACAGGCAAGUCUCUGUGAAUUUGAGGCCAGCCUGUUCCGGGAAAGCCAGGGCUACACAGAGAAACAGAGAGGGUGAAAAAAGUGGGUCUUCUACUUCUAAUGAUUUAAUUAGGAAAAAAAUUCCUCAUAGGUUUUUAGUUAAUUCCAGAUGUAGUCAGGUGGACAAUCAAGAAAAACCAUCCCAGGCAGCUCUGGGCCAGUGAACCCCAACUGUCCAUGGAACCAGAAACACUGAUAAUGCUGCCCCUUCUGCUGCUGGUGGGCCUGGCAGUGUUCUGUGGCCUCUGGGCAGAGGAAAAGCCCUCCGAGGAACUGGAGAUACAGCUGUUGGAGGUGAGAAGGCAGAGGCUUUUAGCAGGGCUCCCAGGGUCAGAAGGAUGCAGAGCCAGGAACAGGACUGGAAGGGCAGGCCCACGAUCCCAGUGAGAUGAUUAUGAAAGUGUGGAAGGAAGGAUGCAGGACAUUUCAGUAUCUCAGCCGGCAGGACCCCUGGGGCAGAGCUGUCUUGGCCAGGGGCUGUGGACAGCUCUGGACACUUAUCUGUUUUCUGUCCAGCAAGCGGAGAUGAGUCUCUUAGGUAUUAGCAUGAUCUCUGGUUGGACAUGUUAGGUCAUCAUAGACACCCCAGCUCUGGCAGACUAGAGCCAGACUUCAGGCACCCCAGGCCAGGCCAUGGGGCGUAAGCCUAGAAUACAGCCUUCGCAAAGGCUGAAGGAAGAACUCCAAAUGCAGCCAGCAGACAUGGAGUGCAGCAUUUGUUGUGUUCUUAGAAAAAGCUGCACCUCCCUAAGGAUCAGUCACAGAGUUUGGUGGUCUGUACAAUGGCAUCAGAAGAGCUUGGGACCCAGACCCCUUCCUCUCCUAUGUACUCACACUGCCACCCAAGGGGCCAAGGAUGGCCAACCAGAGUUUUAGCCAGUGAAGAGCCCAGCCUGAAAUCCAGGAACCACCAGUCUGCCAGCACCUUGGAUGCCCCUGGUCACAACCUAGGCAGCAAACGGGUAUAGGAGGAGAUGUGGAGCAGGGCCUGCCAAAAGGCCAGGAUCCCUUUAGACACCUGCAGCUCAGGGAAUUGCCACAAGGUGGCAUUGGCCUCCAGCAGCUCACUUAGCCUAACCAGGCCCGGUGGACACUUGAGUUUUACCGAGUCCAUGAGUGGGAAGACUGGUAACCAGCUUCCUUGUAGCAUGAGUCCAGUGUAAGGAGCAGUGUAAGGUUAGUAAGAAGCUCGGAAUCCCAACCCAUGCCUCACCAUCUCUCAGCCACACCCGUGCCCUGUGCAGUUACUAUAGCCAGACCCACUGGGCUGAGGAGCUACAUCCAGGAGGUAAGGCCAUAACAAGCUAUGAAUUCAGCACUGGUGGGGUCUAUCUUGACUUUGAGUUCUAGGAACUUUUUUCCCAAUGGGUCAAGACCAAACCCAGGCCAGAAAGAGAUCUGAAUAACCAGUAAUCAACUAAACUCAAAUUCCAAAUUCCAAGAACAUUUUAAAACAGCAGGGACAUGAGGACAGAUCCAGCUGGGAGCACCUCUAUGUGACUCUCCUCCUUGCAAUGGACGAAAGACAGAAGUCAGGAGGGGCCAUCCAGAUGCACAAGAACUCAGAGGUGGGCAAAAAGUGUCAGCACAAUAGGCAGACCACUCCAGCAGGCGCAGAAUCGCAUACAAAGACAGGCUCAGAGAAGUUUACCCAGUUAGAGCCAGUAUGAUAUGCCCAGCUUCAAAGUAAUUAACUGGGCGGAAGGGGCUCCUGUGAGCCCAUUAAGAGGACCUGGCAGAUGGCAUUGAAAAGACAGUUGACCCAAGGUUCAGGAUGGAUAGAUGUCUGGCCCAGGCCCAAGCACUCUCAGGUCUCACUGAGCUUUCUGUCUGCUGCCUGUCUGCAAUGAGCUUGGCCCCCUCCCUUCUCUGAUGCCAAUACCAUGGUCCUCUGAGGACCUUUUCUAGCCCUUGCAGCCCACCACCCACCCAAGACCCCAAUAAUGUUCCAUGGGGCAAGUGGGAGAUGCAGAAGAGCUCCACCUCUGUUCCCAGCACAGCUAGCAGGCCCGGGCCAAGGCUGCCAGCAUGAGUAUCACAGUGACUGCAGUGGUGUUCUUGGCCCUCAGAGGGCAGAGAUGGCUGAUCUGGUAGCUUUGAGAAGCCCAGCCUAGUGAGCCAGUACAGGGACUGGAGCACUAGCCGUGAAUCCCUGGAGAGAAUCGGUUGGAAACCACUUGCUGGUAGUACCGGGGAACCUGCAGCAUGCUGGACCUGACCUGAAAUUGUGGAGACCCUGAAAAGUCUCAGGGUUGAGGGGUGCUGCUGGACAGGUUAUGGAGAAGGCUAGCCAUUUUCUCCACCCAAGGGGUCUGCUAGAGACGUCCAGGAACAGAGGUGCACAGCUUCACUACCCUCCUCACCUCAAGAUCCUACAGCGUCAUGUCGGCACACGCCUCUACCACAUGAACGAUUUCACGGGCUCCAGAGUCUAAGAUAUGGGUAUCUUUGGGGUCGCUGCCAGUUGGCCACAACAGACAGGUGAUAAGAAGUGGGGCAGCCAUGGAAACAGGCUCUCAGACAGGGGUCAUCAAGGUGGGCAGGCCUGAGAGAAGUCAGGGAGGUUUCCAUCAUUUGUGGCUUUAAAUGAGUGUCGGGCGGAAGAAGAAAUCAAAGGUCCCCAGAGAGGACCAGAGCGAUUCAUGGUCACUCCAACCCUAACGCUUCUCUCUUGUAAGCACCUUGGCCUUGACCACACACUGGCUUCUGAAAACAAUGGGAAUGUGGUUUUGCACAGCUCUGGGGGGGCGGGGGGAGGCGUCCUGGUCAGUCACCUGGGGAAACUCAGGUGCAGGCAGGGCCACCCUCCUCUGCCAGUUUCCCUGGCCUAGGCGUCCAUCCGGUGGUAGGUGCAUCAUUCUCCCAGCUGUUAAGAUAUCAAACUUUCCGGGUUCAUGUCCCGAGCAACUGCUUCUCUGGCUGCCAAAUCUCUCCUGCCCCCAACUGUGGAGACAAGGAAAAGAUGUGGCUCCCGUG
Messenger RNA from Alexandromys fortis (reed vole), 7632 nucleotides. It is a transcript of the gene Lcn9, whose product is annotated as lipocalin 9. The coding region runs from base 1 to 552 and encodes 183 amino acids. Lineage: Eukaryota; Metazoa; Chordata; Mammalia; Rodentia; Cricetidae. Gene Ontology annotation, molecular function: small molecule binding. The transcript is spliced from 7 exons. The record is from RefSeq and is a predicted model, not a curated record.